AUGCGUAAAAUCUUUACAGAAAAUGCUGCGAUUUUGAGAUUUGAUGUUUUAAGAAUGGGUGUCCACAAUAUCUAUGAUUUUCAAAAGACCUUUAUGAAUAAACUUAAUGAAGAGUAUAGUAAUGACAUGAAUCUAAUAGAUUUGGCCCGGGAAAAUAGGCAAAAUAGUGUUAUGCAUCACUCGAAGAUAACUAAAUUAACAGCAAUUGUAAUAUUUAAUCCCAAUCGGCCUAAUCUGAUACAAAAAGAUCAAAUUAAUUAUGAUAAGACGCUCGGGAGGAAUAAAACUACAAGUUUUGUGACAACACUUCACUCUUUGGCCAAACGGGAGAAAUAUUGGGGAUGGGGUCGGAAAUUGGGAUUGUUUUGGUGCCGGCGUUUGUGGUUAUUGAGAGCCCCUGAAUGGACAGCCCUGUACGGACACCUAUCGCACGCCUUACGGCCGGCGGACACUGUUUCUCGCCGAUACAGCGGACGUUCACUUCGGUGGGCACUCGUGGUCGCCAUCGAGCGCUUAAUUUGUGUCCCAUUGGUUGCCAAAUUCUUGCGCUCAGAUCCGCCGCCGCCCUCCUGUGUAUUACAGCGGCUAUCGUUACCGCUUGUGCCGACUCCGGCCGACUCCGGCCGAGUUUGCGGUCACUUCGCUCUCGCGAUCGCUGGACUCGAUGUCUAUGGGAAGCGGAUGGAGUUUAUAAUUGGGACCCUUUUGGUGACAGCGUUGGUGUCGUCUGAGAAGCGAUGGAUCACCGGUCCUAUACUGACAGCCGGAGCUCUGGCACACGUAAGGCUUCACUUUCUUGUGGACGCAGUUUAUGUGACGCUUCAUAUGAUGACUAUAUCUGGUCCUAUACGAGCACUCAGACCACUGACACGCGUACACCGGUGUUGUGUUUUGGUUACCAGAGGUGGACACCACUCGCCCCUCAAUUUGGUGGGCACUCGUUGUCGCCAUCGAGCCAUCAAUCGGUGUCUCAUUUGUGGUCAAAAUGUUGCGCUCAGAUCCCAGCGUUUGACGGCCGCUACUGUUGGAUGUGUUUGCGGUCACUUCGGUCUCGAAAUCGCUGGUCUCGGAGUCGAUGGUUACGCACGAGUUGUCCGACUCAACCAUUUCGCUAUCGCUGUCCACACAAUCGGCUGUAGACUCAGUCUUAACGGUCGUCGCGUCCUCGGCAUCGAAACUCUGGACACCGAUUGUGUCAAUCAUUGGCUCAGACUUCGCACUCAUAUCCACCGACUCUUCGCAUUCCUCUUCGAUUUGAACGCAUUGUUCACUCGUCGCCGGCCAUUGUCUCCGUCCGCGGAUCAGUUCAUCGACUUUCUGGAGCAUUGGUUUAAACGUCGGGAUCUGAUCGACAUUCAACUCCACGGCUUCUGUAAGCCUUUCGAUAGCUUUGGAUUGUUUGUCGAUUACGAGAUCAGAUGUCUUGAGACUCUCUCUCAAGACAUUGAUCUCAUCUCUCAUUUCAAACACUACUUUCAUUUUCGUGUUUCGAAGAUAACCAUCGAUUCCAGUGAUGACAGUCUUGAGAUACAGAGCAACCAUUGA
Medioppia subpectinata is the source of this 1545-nucleotide messenger RNA. The record is from the annotation of a GenBank genome assembly. NCBI's taxonomy places the organism in Eukaryota, Metazoa, Arthropoda, Arachnida, Sarcoptiformes, Oppiidae.